AUGGAUAGUACCAAUAUGAAUGUAGUGGCUCAAGAACAACAAGAAGAAACUCCUGUUGAAGAAACUGCUAAUUUUGUUCCAGAUGAGUCUGCCUCGGGUGAAAAUAGUAACAAAUCUUUAUUGAAAAGUGUUUAUUGGCAAUACUUUAGUAGAUAUAAAGAGGGGGAAGAAUGGAAGGCAAAGUGCAACCAUUGUAAGUCUGUUCUUGGUGCAAAUCCAAGGAAUGGGACUACAAAUUUGAAGAAAUAUGUGCUUCAUUAUUGUAAGAGAAUAAAAUUAGCAAAUUCAAGACAAUCAACAAUUGCCGAAUCUCUUCAAAGACAUGGAAAGAAUAGUUUAGAUGCUUUUAUAUUUGAUGCAUCUCACACAAGAAAAUUUAUUGCCAAGUCCAUUUGUAUGCAUGAGUAUCCUUUGUCAUAUAUGGAUCAUGUUGCAACAAGAGAAGUGUUUGCUUCAAUGCAACCAAUGUUUAAGAUGCCAAGCCGAAACACAAUCAAGAAGGAUAUCUUGGAAAUGUACAAAGUGGAGAAGCUUAACAUAAACAAGAUGAUAGAUGCAAAUGAUAGUCGAGUGGCUAUUACAACUGACAUGUGGACUUCCAACCAGGAAAAAGGAUAUAUGGUUGUUACAGCACACUACAUUGAUAGUUCAUGGAAUUUGCAAAUGCGAGUAUUAAGCUUUACUUAUGUUCCUGCUCCUCAUUCAAGUGAAGUUCUCUCUAAUGCAUUAAUGAAAGUUUUGUUGGAGUGGAACUUAGACAGAAAAUUAUCAACUAUUACAUUGGAUAAUUGUUCUACAAAUGAUGCUAUGAUUGAUGUGUUGUUGGGACGUCUAGACUCAAAUUAUUUGUUGUUAGAGGAAACUGCAUGGCUGUACAGAGAUGUCUUUGCUCGACUAAAACAAAAAGACUCCAAUUAUAAAAGUGUGCCAAGUAAUGAGGAAUGGGAACUUGCGAAAGAAAUUUGUGGUAAAUUAAAACUUUUUUAUGAUGUGACUCAGUUGUUUUCUGGAACUCAAGUUCCAACGGCCAACAUUUACUUUAAUAAAGUAUGUGAGAUACAUGUUGGAUUGGAAAAAUGGGAUGUUUCUCCUAACCCAGUUAUUAGUAGCAUGGCAUGUAUGAUAAAGAGAAAGUUUGAUAAGUAUUGGGAAGAAAUUCAUGGCAUUAUGGGUGUUGCUGCAAUUCUAGAUCCUAGGUAUAAGUUUGAUGGGCUUGAAUAUAAGUUUGCUAGGAUAUGUGAAGAUCCUAAUGAAUGCACAAGGAAAGUUGAGAGAAUCAAACAGGCAUGUUAUGAGUUACUUCAUGAAUAUCAAAAGAAUACUUCUAAUUCAAGCAAUAUGUCAAUGGAAUCUACACAAGAGCUUAGGGUUAAUACAGAUGAUGAUGAUGAUGUUGGUUAUCAAUUGUAUAUUAGACAAAAGAAGAAGGAAAAAGGUUCAUUUGUGAAGACGGAAUUUGAUCACUAUGUAGAGGAAGAUGUUCAUCCUUUAACUCCUGAUUUUGAUAUAUUAGCUUGGUGGAAGGUAAAUGGAGUUAGGUUUCCAACUCUUCAGAAAAUUGCAAGAGACAUAUUUGUCAUUCCUGUGUCUACUGUUGCUUCUGAGUCUUCUUUUAGCACAAGUGGUCGUAUAAUUGCUACUCAUCGUGGUAGUUUUCAUGAAGAUACGGUAGAAGCUCUUAUGUGCAAUCAAAAUUGGUUGUGGGCAGAAUAUUAUAAAAGAGGUGGAAAACCUGAUUAUCAAACUGCUAAUGAAGAUAAUGAUGCAUUUUCUGAACUGACAGAAGAAUAG
Messenger RNA from Arachis duranensis, 1791 nucleotides. Its product is annotated as zinc finger BED domain-containing protein RICESLEEPER 1-like. The record is from RefSeq and is a predicted model, not a curated record. Lineage: Eukaryota; Viridiplantae; Streptophyta; Magnoliopsida; Fabales; Fabaceae. Gene Ontology annotation, molecular function: DNA binding; protein dimerization activity. The coding region runs from base 1 to 1791 and encodes 596 amino acids. The transcript has 4 exons.